Molecule: messenger RNA, 1700 nt
Organism: Saccostrea echinata
Lineage: Eukaryota; Metazoa; Mollusca; Bivalvia; Ostreida; Ostreidae
Exons: 4
Coding region: 127-1650 (507 amino acids)
Molecular function (GO): calcium ion binding
Source: RefSeq, a predicted model, not a curated record
GAAAAUGGGGACUGUUAUCAGUCUGAUACCUACUGCAAGAGAGGAAGAAUUUGUCCCCCAGGGAAGUCCUGCUCUCUCCCAAAGACACGAGAAAAAUGUAUUGCACUAGGCUCAAGUAGACGUGAAAUGUGUUAUCGUCCCGUAUCAUAUUGCCACAACGGUUACAUCUGCACACGAUGGAAAAAGUACACCCAAUGUAGACCACCGUAUACCGGUCAAAAUUGCAAAGAAAUAGUUAGAGAUGCAUGCUAUUUUAUGCCCUGUCAAAACGGAGGGACAUGCACAAACACCGAGAACUUUUACACGUGCACCUGCAACAAAGGGUGGUCUGGACAGAACUGCACGGAUUUUACGGGAACUUUCGAAUACGAGUACAAUAUGCUGAUCGUGUGGAAUCAGGCUUCUAGAAAUAUUGAAUCUAAAUCGAUCUACCUGACAACAAAUACCUCUACAACAGUAGAAAUCUCCACUUCAGAAAAUCUUAAUGCGUCACUGAAGAAUGAUAUCGACCAAACCAUUUUUUUCACCUCGGAACUCAAAGUUGCCCUCCCUGCAGAAAUGCAAGGUGUCAUUCUUCAGAAAGAAUCAAAAGCAGUGAAAAUUCGUUCCACAGAUCCAGUUACUGUCCUUCUGUUGGGUAACGACCCAUCCGAACCUGAUGACGGCUCUCUUAUUUUCCAAGUAAAAGACAGACCAACAGAAUUAAUGUCAUAUUUCUACAUAAUACCAUCUACUGUCCCACGAAUUGUAUCUAACACUGCGUACUCAACCGUAUUUGGUGUCGUUGCGUUGAAGGACAGUACAACACUUCAUAUACAAUUUCAAAUGCUAGACAAAGGAACACCUAUCACUAUCAAUGGUCAAGAGUACGGCCACCUCGACGUGUUUUCAACCUCUUUGAAUAGUAUGGAAACAUUACAGAUUGGACACAACACGGACCUGACAGGAACUGUGAUUCUAUCCUAUCUAAAGCCAGUUGCAGUAUUUACAGGAAGUGGGCGUAACUUUUCUCCUGACUCACCUGGCAGUCACGUGAUGGGGCAGCUUCAUCCAAUCAUUGAUUGGGGUUCUAUCUUUAUUGUACCGCCUGACUUCAGGAGUAAUGGAACAUUCAUACGAAUUAUAGCUAUUUUGGGUAAUGACCGGGCCGUGAAUAUUUCGAACGGGGCUUCCACGGACAAUGUCGUAAUAGGUAAAUAUACACCAUAUGAAAUGAAUACAUUGGCUGAUGAGACAACGGUCAUCAUUUCUGAUCCCGAUUAUCCUCUCCAGGUUAUCAACUAUGUCAGGCAAGAUUCAAGCCCCGACUCAGGUACUCCAUACAUGGUUAAUAUUCCCGGAGUUCAACAUUACAAAAGCCAAUACCAAGUCCCAAUCCCUGAUGGAUACCUGAACAGCUAUAUCACAGUCAUGAUAAGAAAUAACACCACAGAAGAUCUUCGACUGAACGACCAAGCUAUCUCGCCAGACAUGGUUCGUUUUGAAAGCAAGGUUUUGGUUAAAAGUAUCGAAUACUCCAUUUUAACUGUCGAGGUUUCCCCUGGCAUAUUGAAUAUAGAAUCAAAAACUGAUUCUCCAUUCGGGUUGCUAGUCCGGGGCUAUGGAAAUUCUGAUGUCUAUGGAUUUACAGGAAAUGUCGUUGACCCAUAAGGCCAAUGUUAACAAUAAAGAAACUUAAUAAUGUAAAUGAACAUCUGUUG